AUGAAUGCAAGUAAAGAGAACUGCAAGUUUCAAAGUAUUGGGUCCUCGGGAAACAAUACAAGUGUUCUUCCUUCUACCAAAAAUAAUAAUGACAGAUUAUCUGAAACAGGUCAAGUUUCGUCAAUACCUAAGAAAAGCUCCAAUUUGACUUCUCAAAGGAGAAGCGACUUUCAGAUGGUGGUUAAUGAAUGCUCCGAUUCUGAAUCAACCACAUCUGCCAGCGGCUCUCUACCUAGUUACGCCGCAGUAAAUCACGCGCGCCAAUCAAUCAGGAAAAAUCAUAACUGGCCUAAUCAUUCUGCUAAUACCAUUUCAAGCAACAACAACAACAACAAUAACAACAAUAAGAUAUCAAAGAUAUUGUGUAUCAACUUUAAUCAGGAUCAUGGGUGCUUUGCCAUUGGCCAUGAAAAUGGGUUCUUGGUAUAUAAUACAGACCCGCUAGAUCUACGUGUCAAGAGAAUAUUUAACAACACGAGCCCAAUCCUAAACGCGUGGCCACCCGCUACCGCUUCCAUAUCAGCUUCACCAAUUGGCUCAGCAUCGCCACGAUUGAAUGACCGUCAAAACCAAUUCCUUCAUUUUCUGGAGUCAGAUACAGGUCUGAAACCAUUAGCAGGCUCUGGUAUUGGACAUGUGACAAUGCUACAUAGGACAAAUUACGUUGCAUUAAUAGGAGGCGACUACAACCCUAAAUUCCCGCGAAACAAGUUGGUGAUUUGGGAUGACUUGAAACGGAAAAUAAGUUUGUUGUUGGACUUCCCCAAGCCUGUAUUGAACGUAUUAUUGUCUCGAAUUAAAAUUGUUGUUGUUUUGAUUGACGAGAUAAUAGUUUACACGUUUUCAUCGCCGCCAAAGAAGUUGGCAAGUUACGAAACUUGUAAAAAUGAAUAUGGUCUAGCAGACUUGUCGGUGAUAAACAGUGUUAGUCAUAGGUCCCUAUUGACAACAAAUUCCAUGGAAAAGGGAAAAUCACUAGUUCAAGAGGCACAGCUACCUAUAAACCGACAAGGGACAAAUCACGGAUCAUUGUCCAGUAAUGCAAGCGACAACAACAACAACGACAACAAUAAUAACAAUAAUAAUAAUACUAGUAGCAAAAUUAAUAAUAACAACAACAACAACAACAACAACAACAACAGUAGCAGUAGCAACAACAGUAGUAGUAGUAGCAUAAGCAGCAGUACCAUAUCAACUGGGGUCCCACUCAACCAAAGUCAACAUUAUCAAACCCCUCCCACAUGCGCGAUUUUGGCAUUUCCGGGAAAAGCCAUUGGUCAAAUUCAAAUAGUUGAUAUUGGUCAACAACAGCAACAGCAACAGCAACAGCGGCAACGGCAACGUGAGAACAAUGCACCAACAAGAAGUUCAUCCACAGUAAGCGCACCCUCCAUCAGUAUUAUUAAAGCCCACAAAUCCGCUAUACACAAUCUUUGUCUUAAUAAAUCGGGGACAUUGCUAGCCACUGCUUCUGUGGUGGGGACCAUCAUUCGCGUGCAUUGCACCAAGACGUCAAACUUGCUUUUUGAAUUCAGAAGAGGUAUAGAUAAAGCAGAGAUCACCUCUAUGAAAUUCAAUCAUAACGAUACUAAAUUAGCAGUGUUAUCUGAUAAGUAUACUUUGCAUGUUUUUAACAUAGAAUUAAAUGAUACUUGUACUCUUCAAAAUUCAUCGAACCAAACUAACAAAACACGCACAAAUAAUUAUAACAAUAAUAACAAUAAUAACAAUAAUAAUAGAGAACACAUUUUGAACAAGUAUAUGUCAUACUUGCCUGCACCACUUUUACCUCAAUAUUUCAAAAGUACCUGGAGUUUUUGCAGCGUGAAUACCGGCAAAUACCAUCAAAGUGAAACUGACUUGGACAUGGGUAUAAUUGGAUGGCUGGGGAACGACGCAAUUAUAGUCAUUUGGCCAAAGAAAAAGUUAUGGGAAAAAUACUCAAUAUUGAAACAAAAACACAAGUCAAGUGAAGGUGCUGAUGAUCAAUGGGAAAUUACAAGAACCAGUUGGAAAUCUCUCGAAAAGGACUGA
This is a messenger RNA of Lodderomyces oxycetoniae, 2034 nucleotides long. RefSeq lists its product as uncharacterized. Gene Ontology annotation, cellular component: phagophore assembly site membrane; cytosol; extrinsic component of membrane. Gene Ontology annotation, molecular function: phosphatidylinositol-3,5-bisphosphate binding; protein binding; phosphatidylinositol-3-phosphate binding. Gene Ontology annotation, biological process: protein localization to phagophore assembly site; nucleophagy; autophagy of mitochondrion. The record is from RefSeq and is a predicted model, not a curated record. NCBI's taxonomy places the organism in Eukaryota, Fungi, Ascomycota, Pichiomycetes, Serinales, Debaryomycetaceae. The transcript has a single exon. The coding region runs from base 1 to 2034 and encodes 677 amino acids.